Molecule: messenger RNA, 3216 nt
Organism: [Candida] anglica
Lineage: Eukaryota; Fungi; Ascomycota; Pichiomycetes; Serinales; Debaryomycetaceae
Source: the annotation of a GenBank genome assembly
UUUACUUUUCUAUCACUCUUUUCUUCUCUCAAAUUUAUUUUCUUCAAUUCAAAAUCCAAAUACCGUGAGUAUCCCACUCCCCGCCUCUUCUUUCAUUAUUGAUACAGCUUUACUAUACUAACAACAAUAUAGGACACCAGUAAGGUCUUUCGUUAACAGUGACGUGUUUUGACUUCCGUUGUUGAUCAAUUUUAGUUGUCAUUGUGAAUUGUUGAAGUAGAUUGACAUCUCUCUCUGUCGUUGGUAGUUGAUGCAUUGAUAUUUAUCUGUUUGUGUUCUACGAUUCUUGACUUGUUUAAGCGUUGGAAAAUAAAUCUGAAUACAUCCCAUGGAUGUGCUGUUUAGCAACCUUUAACUUAAUUUGCAUCUGCACAACUCAUCAGAAAGGUGGUCGAUUUAAAUUAACUAUGAAUUUUGACUUCUCCUCUUGGUUGGCUACAGCAGUUGAUUUGUGUCAGUGUUGAUCUUUGACUUAUACCAACGUUGAACUCUGUUGUUGGUUGUUGUUAGUCGUUGGUUAUUGGUCUUAUUAUUUUGUGGAUCCCUCUCACUUAUGUUGAACUCCGUUGUUGGUUGUUGUUAGUCAUUGGUUAUCAUUAUUGUUCUUCGUGGAUCCCUCUCACUUAGGUUGAACUCUGCUGUUGGUUGUUGUUAGUCGUUGGUUAUUGGUCUUAUUAUUUUGUGGAUCCUUCACACUUAUGUUGAACUAUGUUGUUGGUUGUCAGUCGUUGGUUAUCAUUAUUGUUCUUCGUGGAUCCCUCUCACUUAGGUUGAACUAUGUUGUUGGUUGUUGUUAGUCCUUGGUUAUCAUUAUCGUUCUUCGUGGAUCCCUCUCACAUUUGCUGAACUAUGUUGUUGGUUGUUGUUAGUCGUUGGUUAUCAUUAUUGUUCUUCGUGGAUCCCUCUCACUUAGGUUGAACUCUGUUGUUGGUUGUUGUUAGUCGUUGGUUAUUGGUCUUAUUAUUUUGUGGAUCCCUCUCACUUAUGUUGAACUAUGUUGUUGGUUAUUGUUAGUCGUUGGUGAUCAUUAUUGUUCUUCGUGGAUCCCUCUCACUUAGGUUGAACUCUGUUGUUGGUUGUUGAUAGUCGUUGGUUAUUGGUCUUAUUAUUUUGUGGAUCCCUCUCACUUAUGUUGAACUAUGUUGUUGGUUGUCAGUCGUUGGUUAUCAUUAUUGUUCUUCGUGGAUCCCUCUCACUUAUGUUGACCUUUGUUGUUGGUUGUUGUUAGUCGUUGGUUAUCAUUAUCGUUCUUCGUGGAUCCUUCUCACUUAUGUUGAACUAUGUUGUUGAUUGACAGUCAUUGGUUAUCAUUAUUGUUCUUCGUGGAUCCCUCUCACUUAGGUUGAACUCUGUUGUUGGUUGUUGUUAGUCGUUGGUUAUUGGUCUUAUUAUUUUGUGGAUCCCUCUCACUUAGGUUGAACUCUGUUGUUGGUUGUUGUUAGUCGUUGGUUAUUGGUCUUAUUAUUUUGUGGAUCCCUCUCACUUAGGUUGAACUCUGUUGUUGGUUGUCAGUCAUUGGUUAUCAUUAUUGUUCUUCGUGGAUCCCUCUCACUUAUGUUGAACUCUGUUGUUGGUUAUUGUUAGUCGUUGGUGAUCAUUAUUGUUCUUCGUUGAUCCCUCUCACUUAUGUUGACCUUUGUUGUUGGUUGUCAGUCAUUGGUUAUCAUUAUUGUUCUUCGUGGAUCCCUCUCACUUAUGUUGAACUCUGUUGUUGGUUGUUGUUAGUCGUUGGUUAUUGGUCUUAUUAUUUUGUGGAUCCCUCUCACUUAUGUUGAACUAUGUUGUUGGUUGUUGUUAGUCGUUGGUGAUCAUUAUUGUUCUUCGUGGAUCCCUCUCACUUAUGUUGACCUUUGUUCUUGGUUGUUGUUAGUCGUUGGUUAUCAUUAUCGUUCUUCGUGGAUCCCUCUCACAUUUGCUGAACUAUGUUGUUGGUUGUUGUUAGUCGUUGGUUAUCAUUAUUGUUCUUCGUGGAUCCCUCUCACUUAUGUUGACCUUUGUUCUUGGUUGUUGUUAGUCGUUGGUUAUCAUUAUUGUUCUUCGUGGAUCCCUCUCACUUAUGUUGAACUAUGUUGUUGGUUAUUGUUAGUCGUUGGUGAUCAUUAUUGUUCUUCGUGGAUCCCUCUCACUUAUGUUGAACUAUGUUGUUGUUGGUUGUCAGUCGUUGGUUAUCAUUAUUGUUCUUCGUGGAUCCCUCUCACUUAGGUUGAACUAUGUUGUUGGUUGUUGUUAGUCGUUGGUUAUUGGUCUUAUUAUUUUGUGGAUCCUUCUCACUUUUGCUGAACUAUGUUGUUGGUUGUUGUUGGUCGUUGGUUAUCAUUAUCGUUCUUCGUGGAUCCUUCUCACUUAUUUUGACCUUUGUUAUUGGUUCUUGUUGGUUGUUGGUCGUUAGUUGUUGGUAAUUGGUCUCAUCAUUCUGUGGAUCCCUGUCACUCAUGUUGACAUUUGUUGUUUGUUCUUGGUUGUUGUGGUUCGUUAAUGAUAUUGGUACUAGGUUUCAUUAUGGUUAGCUCUUUUAUCGACCUGCACUUGUGAGACGUAGUAAAUGUCUAAGAGCUCUACAGUUAUCUCAAGCCUCCAUUCUCCUUUGGAUGAACUUGGAAGUAUGACGUGCUGUUAUGAGGUACAUAUUUAGUUCGGGACAGGAAGUCGGGCUGCCAGGGUAGAGUACACAUGGUCCAUUUUGAUCUGUAGGUGUAUUUGUAAGCGCCCAACGAGGCGUCCAUACAUUGAGGUAUGGGCGUAGUCUGAGGGUGUGCGGCAAGUGCUGGGGUGGGUCUCCAGAGCCGGUCUGCUAGUGUGCGGACGUCACUCGGAUCCACUUUUACGAGUGGAGAUCGAGUCGAUGGCCAGCACUAGAUUCUGUCUCUGGACGCUGCUUCACCUAUGUGCCGUACACGUAUCAGCCUUGCUGGGUGACUAGCUAGCCAUUUGGCCGGGUAGUGUGUAGCAUGCACUGGGGCAGCCCUUCUAGGGGUUGGUCUGGUAGUGCAUGGGUGUCGCUGGGGUCCACCACUACGGUUGGACCACUAGUUGAUGACCUGCACUCCACACCACCUCUCCUUGAAGGACUCCCAAAGGUUUAUGUCACUGGGGUCCAUCACUACGGACCUAAUAUUAAUGUGGUUUUGAAUUCAAUAGGCUAUAUUUGUAAUAGAUCUAGCAUUUAGUUUCCUAAAAUAUUAGGAUAAUAGUAAUGAAAAUUGAACAGCUUAUCUA